AUGUCGCUGGACAGGUCGAAGUACUAUGGCCAUUGGGUUCCUCUCAGUUGCUACGAUAUCCAGCGACUAGAUCGUAAAGCGGUCUCUCGUUCUGAGAGUAACACCCGGAAGAACUACGCGUCACGUCUGAUUCAUUUCUACAAGACCCAUCCCAUUACUCACAUUCGACUGACAGGCUCAGUCAUGUCUGUUGAUGUGCGAACUAUCAACAACGAUAUCCAUGGCAAGCUGUCUGUGUCACUGGAGGUUGACGACGGGUCGGGAGAGACAGUAGUGGCAUCAUUCCUUUGGAGAGGAGAUAUGGGAAGUGUUAAAGCCCAUUAUGACAAGCUGUUACACAAGACUGUGUCUGUUCGAGGUACGCCUUUCACUCGCUUCUGGAAUGAAGGCAAGGUUGUGUCGCUGGAUCUGAAGAGUGUUGAUUUGCUCGAUUUCGCAGGCGAGAUGGAAGCGAUAGACAACCGCAUGUACACGUUGGAACAACUCAAUCUGUCCCCAGCAUUUGAUUACACGCAUGAACUUCCAGAGGAGGAGCAAGCUGAUGUCAAGUUUCUCGACUACGAGGUCAUGAGUUUCAAGAACGCGGUGAGUUUCACCGACGUCGAGAAGGCUGUGAUUGUUGAGGACAAGAAUGGAGGAAAGGUGCAAGGAAAGGAGCAGAAGGAUAAGAAAGAAAAAGGAACUGGAGCCGAGCAUAAAGGAGAUACUGAAGAGUUGGGGAGGAAGGAUAACGAAAGAGAAAAGGAUAAAGGGGCGAUCGAAGAAGUGGCCGAGGUACAGGACCACCCGCAAUAUCCCAACCUGGCACAGCUGUUUAGACUACCGAGUGCAGGCAAGGCCCAGAAGACUGUGCAGCUACCAGACGAAGUAAUUGUCAUCGAGGAAGAUGAAGAUUCUCAGGAUAUGGUGGAUAAGACCAACCGUCAUGGUGAAUCUAACGGGCACUCUGAGAUUGAACGCCAUACUGACCUGGCCGGAGUGAUAGAUGUCGAGGAGAUCGAUAUUCUCGAACAAGAACUGGAUGAGCCAGUUACUGAACAAACUCCCGAGAAAACUUCUGUGAAAUUCACUAGACAAGUCGCUGGGCAAUCUACAGAGAAAUCUGAACAAACGGAUCAUAACAACAACUCCCUUGAAGCUGUCACCAUUGAGCCACCUGCAGACACUGGUGGACAUGUGGAGGUUCUCUCUUCUGAUUCAGAUAUCCAGUUCGGUAUUAUGAACAAGUUCAUUUUGGGAAAGUCGUCAUCCCCUGAUGGAGGAGCUUCGACUUCCUCUUCCCCUAUUGUUGUAGAGUUUAGCAGUUCAAACUCCAAGGAUGGCUCGCAAAGCCAGGAAUUCCAGAUCAUAAAGAAGCUACCAAAGAGCGCAAAGAAACCAUCAUCCGAGCCAUCUACACAUCCAACACCUCAGAAGACGAAAAUCACUCCUACGAAGUCUUGUCCCAAGUUCAAGUAUACCGAUUUUCCAGCAUUGAAACGUCGAAGAUACACCCCUGAUACGGCGUGA
Messenger RNA from Yarrowia lipolytica CLIB122, 1509 nucleotides. RefSeq lists its product as uncharacterized. The record is from RefSeq and is a predicted model, not a curated record. NCBI's taxonomy places the organism in Eukaryota, Fungi, Ascomycota, Dipodascomycetes, Dipodascales.